UCUCCAACCGCAAAGCCCGCCGCUGUGUGACAGGAACGACAGAGAGACCCAGCGAGUCCCACACACGCGCACUCAGAGAGCGCCUUCCUGACGGACUUUCUUCUCGUUCCUCUCAUCCUGUGUGCACUGUAGCGAUCGAGCCUGGAUUUCCUCCCCCCGAGCAUGAAAAGGAUUGCCAGGAUUGCCAAAUUAGCCGCAAUCCAGCAGCAGCAGCAGCAACAACAGCAACAGCAGCAGCAGAAGCAGCAGCAGAAGAAGCAUCGCCGUCGCCGAGCACCGGAUGCUCCAGCAGAAGUUGUUGGCUGCGCAAGUCACACGGGGGCCGAGACUCGGAGGGGAGCGUCUGAUUAAGGUCUCCACAUAAUGGAGCGAGAAUGAACAGAGAGCGGCUGAAAAAAAAGCAUGAACUGGAGGUUUAUUAAGGUCAUCUGCUUCCUGUUUAUAUGGGACCAUAUAACAGUUCAGUCUUCCCGCCAAGACCCGUUGGCCACUGAGCAACAUGUCGCCAAGCAGUAUGACUGGCUCAUCUCCGACCGCGGACCGUUCCACCACUCACGCAGUUAUCUGUCCUUUGUGGAUAGAUUCCGCCAAGGAUUCACGACCAGAUAUAAAAUUUAUAGGGAAUUUGCACGUUGGAAGGUGAGGAACACAGCGAUCGAGAGGCGGGACCUGAUCCGGAAUCCCGUGCCCCUCAUGCCCGAGUUCCAGCGCAGCGUCCGCUUGCUCGGCCGCAGACCAACCACGCAGCAGUUCAUCCACACCAUCAUUAAAAAAUAUGGGACCCACAUUCUCAUCUCGGCCACGCUGGGAGGGGAGGAGGCACUGACGAUGUAUCUGGCCAAAAACAAGCUGGACAGGAAGCUCACCAACGCCACUCAAAAUGUGGAAGCACUCCACCAGCUGGCCUCCUCCUACUUCAUCGACCGUGAUGGCACAAUGAGGAAGCUGCACGAGAUCCAGAUCUCUACAAAUGCCAUCAAGGUGACAGAGACACGUACAGGCCCGCUGGGAUGCAGUAGCUACGACAAUCUGGACUCGGUCAGCUCCGUCCUGUUGCAGAGCCCGGAGAGCAAGCUUCAUCUGCAAGGGCUUCAGGUCAUUUUCCCGGAGUACCUACAGGAGAAGUUCGUCCAGUCGGCUUUGAGCUACAUUAUGUGUAAUGGAGAAGGGGAGUACCUGUGCCGCAACAACCAGUGCAUCUGCCAGUGUGCAGACGAGUAUCCCCAGUGCAACUGUCCCAUCACCGACAUCCAGAUCAUGGAGAACACGAUGCUGGGCAUGGCCGAGUCAUGGGCAUCCUCCUACAAAGACUUCGAGAACUCCGAUGAGUUCAAGUCCUUCCUGAAGAGGCUGCCCUCCACUCACUUCCUGCCCAUCAACAGCGUACACUUGCUGUGGGGCAGCGACUGGGACCUGCAGGCUCGCUACAGGCUGCUCCAGGGCUCCCUAGAGGUCCAGCGGCUCAAGAUCCAGCGCACUGCCCGCAAGCUCUUUGGCCUCAGCAUCCGCUGUCACCACAAUCCCAACCACCAGAUGCCUCGGGAGAGGUCUGUGAUGCAGUGGCUCAACCGGGUCCAGUCCUUCCUCUACUGCAACGAGAACGGCUUUUGGGGAACCUUCCUGGAAAGCCAGCGAACAUGUGUGUGCCAUACGGGUGUCACCCUGUGCCAACGACCUAUCCCUUGCAUCAUCGGGGGCAACAACAGCUGCGCCAUGUGCAGCUUGGCCAACAUCUCACAGUGUGGCUCGUGCAACAAGGGCUACAAGUUGUACCGUGGCCGCUGCGAGCCCCAAAACGUGGACUCGGAGCGGAGCGAGCAGUUCAUCAGUUUCGAAACUGACCUGGACUUUCAGGACCUGGAACUAAAGUACCUGCUGCAGAAAAUGGACUCGCGUCUGUACAUCCACACGACGUUCAUCAGCAACGAGAUCCGCCUGGAGACUUUCUUUGACCCACGGUGGCGUAAGCGCAUGUCCCUGACACUCAAAAGUAACAAAAACCGCAUGGACUACCUCCACAUGAUCAUCGGUCUGUCCAUGAAGAUCUGCCAGAUGCGGAACAGCAGCAUCGACCCCAUGUUCUUCGUCUACGUCAACCCGUUCAGCGGCAGCCACUCGGAAGGCUGGAGCAUGCCCUUCGGUGAACACGGUUACCCCCGCUGGCAAAAGGUGCGCCUGCAGAACUCCCAGUGCUUCAACUGGACCCUUUUGCUGGGCAACCGCUGGAAGACCUUCUUCGAGACCGUGCACAUCUACUUAAGGAGCCGAGCCAAGAUCCCCACCGGCCUCCGCAACGACACGGGUCCCGUCGAUCUGGCAGACCCCAACAAGCGGCAGAUCUACAUCAAAAUAUCCGACAUCCAGGUGUUCGGCUACAGCCUGCGCUUCAACGCCGACCUGCUCCGCAGCGCCGUGCAACAGGUGAACCAGUCGUACACACAGGGAAGUCAAUUCUACUCAUCGUCGUCCGUCAUGCUCCUGUUGCUGGACAUACGGGAUCGGAUUAACCGCCUUGCCCCUCCGUCUGCGCCCGGCAAACCCCAGCUGGACCUCUUUUCCUGUAUGCUAAAGCAUCGGCUGAAGCUGAACAACAGUGAGAUGAUCCGGGUCAAUCACGCCUUGGACAUGUACAGCACAGAGAUACUAAAACAAUCAGAUCACCUGACUGCAAAACUGUGUUGAUCGCUUUAAAACGUCAACAUAAGAACGGAAAACGAUACUGAAACACCCCCGCAAAUGAACUGAACAUAUGGGGUGGGCUCUUGUUUCAUUUUUUCUUUUGCCUUUUUUUCCUUUUUGGACCUUUUCUGCCUUUUUGAUGUAACUCAAACUUUGUAAGCAUACUUCGUACAAAGGGGGGAAAGGUGGAAAAGGCAUCACUGAAAGGAAGAAUUUAACCAGAAGUAAUAUAAAAGGACUGUAACAUAUCUGUCCAAGCAUGUCUGUCACUCCCUCAAAGAACUUUAAUGUCAGAGAGAGAGAGAUUAAAAAAAAUACUCAUGAUGAAGAGGCCUUGACUGGAACGUUGUAUCUGAAACUGCCAUUCUUCUUUACCUGCGAAAUUAAAAAACACAAAAAACAUUUUUCACAAAAAAAUGAAUCAAUCAAGCGGGCAGACCAGAUAUCCUUCCAUUUCUGCUAACAUGCAAAGUUCAAAUGUUUAUAUUCACCCUAAAGAUUUAAAAAGAGCCCUAUAGCGUGUAACGUAGCCAACAAAUUUAUUAUCGAGUCUUUAUUACUUUUCCAACCCUCAGCGAGUCGGUGAGUUAUGAAGCACUCGGUCAUCAUUCUGACAUGCAAGGCACAUGCAGCAGGACGCUAAUGGAUUGUCAUGUCAAAUAACAAAAAGCCAGCUGUUUAUAUAUAUAUAUAUAUAUAUAUAUAUAUAUAUAUAUAUAUAUAUAUAUACAUACAGUAUACAGUGUAUGUGUGUGUCUGUGUGUGGGCGUGUAUAUGUGUGUGUGUGUGUGUAAUUUGACGCAUAACCUUUUUCUUUGUGUUUUCAGUUUGAAUUUCUUUUUUGUUCUUGUGGAUUCACAAGGCACUACCUUUAGUACAGCGUGAGUGCAACAUCGUCGUGGAUUUAACGCUAAUUUUGUACUGCUUUUGCGUAAAACAGACAAACAAACAAAACGAAAAAAAAUGCAAAAAUGUUGUGACAGCUGGUUUGUGGAGCUUUUUCUAGGGCACCAAAAUGUUAGCGUUCAUCAUUCAGGCACAUUGACGAAAAGCCAUAAACGCCCCCACCCCAUCCACCCCUAACUGGAAUAAUGGCUCAAGCCCAUUUCAUUUUACACAUACUAGAGGAUGUUUCGCUUCCUUCUUAGUUGAUUUUAGAUAAAAGCACAGCAAACAGUAUGUUGGCGAGCCAUUGAAUUUCUAUGUUGCGCUGCGAAAAUGACAAAUAUUCAAAUCUAAAAUAUUAACAUAUUUCUAUCUGGAAUCCUUUUACUAUCAUCUGUUUUGUUUUGUUUUUUCUAUUGAAACAUACACCUAUACAGUGUAUAUAUUUUUUUUUUCUUAGUUAUCCCAGAUGACUAUGUAUAUAAUCCCAUUUGUUGAAAUCAGCGUUUGUCUCACGUCUUUGCGGGUAAAGCCUGUUGACCUGGUGUCUUUAUUAUUCUAUUGGCACACAAAAAAAAUAUAUGACCCCAGCUGAGUUGCAGAGCAAAUCCCUUGAGAUUUAACUUGUGUUUUGGUUAUCUUGCUAUAUAUUGCCGCUUUACUGUUUAGUGUGACACUAAGUCUUGUGGAGAUUGCAGAGGCACAUAUUCCAUCCAUCCAUUAAUCCAUCCAUUUUCUGCUGGAGCCCAUCCCAGCUGUCAUCGGGGAGGAGGCGGGGUACACCCUGAACUGGUUGCCAGCCAAUCGCAAGGGCACAUAGAAAACAAACAACCAUUCGCACUCACGGGCAAUUUAGAGUCUCCAAUUAAUGCAUGUUUUUGGGAUGUGGGAGGAAACCGGAGUGCCCGGCGAAAACCCACGCAGGCACGAGGAGAACAUGCAAACUCCACACAGGCGGGGCCGGGGAUUGAACCCCGGUUCUCAGAACUGUGAGGCUGACGCUCUAACCAGUCGCCCACCGUGCCGCCGAGGCACAUAUUCAAUACCUGAAUUUGCAGUUUUUAAUCAACCAAUUUUUUUUCUUUUCAAUUUCUGUCGCAAUUUACAGUACUUAAGUAUAUUAUGGAAAAUUGACCUUUUAAUUGCUUGUACACACAGGUGAGUCUCUAGAGUGCCUGUCCACUCGUCAAGUGUGAAAUUACACAACCACGUAAAUCUUUUGUGAGCUAGUUCUAAAAUUUUCAGAUUUUUUGCAGAAUUUACAUAAUCCGGCCUCCACACCAAUUUUCUCCGCCCAUGAUUUAGCAGGGAGACUGAGCGAAGCACAAACACGAAUGUUCGACUAAGUUGUCGACAGGGAGAUAUUUGUGUGGGGAUCUGCUAACUCUCUGACACGUUUAUUGGGCGUCUUGGUGAUGAUGAAGUGCUGCCUCCAUGACUGAAAUUACAAUCGAUCUUUAUGGGGGCUUACCUGUGCUCCGCAGUUUGGACUCGCUUUUUUAGAUUGGGGCUCAAUAAGGAGCUCUGCCUCUAGUCGUCACGGUAAUGAAAGCCACACUCGCCGUUAGCCCCACAGUCGAGGGGGUCGGGCUGGUCAAAUCUAAUUUCAAAUCUUAUUUCAGUAAGGCUACAAACAACAAAAAAUGAACAUAUGAAAAAAUUCUUGAUCCUUGGGCUAUUUUUGACAAAAGCCUGUCACAGACCUAAAGACACGUUGUAACUGUUUUUAAAUUGUAAAGAAAAAAAAAAAAAAAACAUUAUAUGUCUCCAUCAACUUCAACUUGUACUCUCUCAAUGAUUUACUUUGUGUUUUUUGUUGAUAUUGUGUGUGAUUUACUGAAUUGCAAAAUUCCAUUUAUGUGACUCGGUUAUCAUUUCAAGUGGUAAACCUUGUAUAAGUUUCAUUGUCAAAAUUAAAAAUACAAAGCUGUUACAAAAAAAGGUUCUACCCCCAAAAAAAAAAAAACACUUUAAGUGCCAUUUUAUCGUAUUACUUUAUUACGCUCAGCUACGGAUUUUCAGCUUAAUAGCUUGCUAAUAUGGACAUGGUAGAACGUGGCAUAACAUCCGCAGUACAGCGUUGCAUGCUAACAUUUAUUGUCUUCUGUAUUGUAUAUUACUUAAAAGUUGACUUUCCAGACACUGAAAGCCGACACCUUUUAUGUUAAUUAAUACGAUGGUCUACGUGAUUUUCACUUUUGUUUGGCUCUUGUGUUCAACCACUUAUUUUUCUCUCUUUUUUUUAUUGCGAGGUCCACGGGCGUCUUUGGGGUUUGCUAUUCCUGAAACUUUGCCUGACUGCCUCAUGUGAUUUGACUUCAAAACAGGAGAUGCGCCAAAUAGUCUCCGAUUCGUUGGCAUAAGUUUGGACAAUUCCUAAGAAAUGCUAUCACAUAAUUCUUGUAUUUAAAUCUCCUCUUAAGGAGUGUUUGCUGUUUUUUAAACAACAAACAUCAAAUUUUGUUCCCAAUUACACACUAUAGAUUUUAAAGUCAUAUCCCUAUUGCGGUAAUAUAAAUUAGGCCCCGUGUAUUAGCACAAAGGGAGGGGGGGGGGGGGUCCUCAUCUGGUCUAUGACACUAUGAGACUGUUUUUACAUUAUCAGGACCAUUUUUACAUUUGUUUACUUUUGUUGUUGAGCCACUGCAAGGUCCAUAAAACAAGCAUGUUUUUGGUGUUUAUUUUGUUCUAUAUAUCACAAACUGACAGAGUAAAGCCAUUCCUAUAAGGAUUCGAUUACAGCCGCUCACACUAGCCUGUGUUAAAAAUAUAGCUAUUUUUCACAUUUAUAAGGGGUCAUUCGUUAUGUUUAUGGCGAGUGAUGUGCAGAAAUUCAAACAAUAUCAAAGGGAUAAUCCUAAUCUACCAAAUAUAUUAUGAGUGAUAAACUGUAUUUUUUAAUUUUGAGCCCAGUCAAAACCAGUUUGUGAAUGUUCCACUACUUGCGAUGUAUACAGUUGAACUAAAUUAACGGCAGUCAUUUACGUAUCCCGCAUCAUGCUAUGUAGUGUUGCUUAUAUGUAUCCAUUAAAUGUGUCCUAAGAAGAAUUUUGCACCUAAUAUCUUGCCAAUGUAAUGUUUUUUCCCCCCCCUGUUCUGUUGAGGUCAUGAUAGCAGCUUCUUUCAAUGAAUGUUUCAUAUUAUAAUCUAUUUCUCAU
Molecule: messenger RNA, 6722 nt
Organism: Phycodurus eques (leafy seadragon)
Lineage: Eukaryota; Metazoa; Chordata; Actinopteri; Syngnathiformes; Syngnathidae
Gene: brinp1
Product: bone morphogenetic protein/retinoic acid inducible neural-specific 1
Exons: 8
Coding region: 403-2682 (759 amino acids)
Biological process (GO): positive regulation of neuron differentiation; negative regulation of mitotic cell cycle
Source: RefSeq, a predicted model, not a curated record